GCUUUCGUGAAGGCUGGAUGACACCGUGGUAGACUCUCGCCUGGAGUGAGGGAACACUGCAGGAGGAGGAAAAUGAGGGGGAGAGGAGCGCGAGCAUCUCGCCAGGACAGGACAGGAUCUCUCGCCUUUGUUCUGCGAUGAUGCGUUCACAUACCCGGACUCAUCUCCUGCAACACCAAGGUCAUUUUCUCGUUGCAUAGUUCUCACUGGCACCAGUGUGCCGAGUGCUGGAGAGAACCGGUUUGUUGCCUUGAGCGAGAGUGCAUACAGUCAACUGUGAAGGGGAGAGCUGCCAUGGUAAGUUACCAGUUGGGGUCAUAGCUAUUCACCUUCACUCUUGGGGCGAAGGUGCAAAGGCAAAGGCAGGAGCGGGGGCGAGGGCACCGAAAAGCGAGGGAGGUCCUGUGUCUUUCUAUCGCCUCUCUCGCCCGUCUCCUGUUGAGCUUUGUGCGCGGGUCUGUUCCAGACGCCACUGCCCCCACCCCAGUUUCCUGGAGCUCUCCCAAGUUUUUCUUCCAAGGUGGGAGUUUGCUGUUGCAAGCGUCUUCGUUGUGUGUUUUUUAAUAUUUUGCUCCCCUCCGGUUUCUUCAGCGGGUUCCUGUGCAGACAGAAGAUCGAAGAGAGAAGGAGAGGUGAAUAUGUAUAGGUAGCGUGUGUGUGCAUGGAUGUUGGCCAUCGGACAUGGCGAUGUUUACACUUCACCGCAUUACGCCAUACCUGCGCUGCGUCAUCCUUGCUGCAAUGUAGCCCUGGCGAUGUUGCCAUCUUGCAAGCUGGAGCUGGAAUCACUGGGUUUAGAACAAGUCACCGAUGAAGCAAGUUGCGUGGAAUGAUAUGGUGUCAUUUUGAGUUUGGAUUUUCAUGUGUUCGAGGAAACCACAGGUUGUUUACCUGCAGUAGUGAAUCUUAUCCGGAGGGAUAAAGUGGUGCAGUGGUCAAGGCUUUCCAGAUGACAAGCUAAGACGAUCUGAAGUACAGGGUGGAGUGCAGGCCGUGAGCCAUUUGCGCGCUCAUAUCAUUGAGUAACAAUGGCUGAUACCAUUGGUAUUAUUUUGGAGUACUUGCACCGGCACCAUUUUACGAGGGCAGAGACAGUUCUAAGGGAGGAGGUCAGCGAACGGCGGCAGUUCAGUAGUCUUGCUCCUCUUCCAUUGAACGACGACCGGGACCUUGAUGUUGUCAUAUGUCUCAAUUCGAUGCAAGAGAAAUCUGGACAGAAGCGGGGUGAAUUGGAAGCGUUGCCUAAUAAACGACCGCAGGACAAGUUGGUGACAAACGUAGAACCCGCUGCAGCAUUGGGGUUGGCAGUGAAGGAGUUGCCUCAUGGUCAAGUAGAAUCCAUAUGGCCAUCGACGAAGGUGGAGGUGUCUGAACCGUUGUUUAUGGAGUUCGAUGUGGUGGAAUUAGAACAUUCGACAAAGCCAAAAUUCGUGUUCAGUGUUGAGAAUUCGCCAUCGCCAGUGUUGGUCUCUCCCACGUCUGAGAGCAAAACCGUUGAGCUAAGCAGGUCUCCGGGAAGGAUAGGAGGCCUGAGUACUCUUCAGACUGAGGCGGAGGUAGCAGCCACUUCUUCUGUUGAGAAAGUAGUUUCAGAGCGCCAGAAGUUGGAAGCUAGUGACUUGUUGUCAGAAAAGCUUCCAGAUUCUAAUAUUAGAGGAGGAUCCCAUCCAGCAAGCCACUUGGAGAAGGAGUUGUUUCUAGCUCAAGAGACAUCUUCCGCACAAGUACUGUGUGAAGCAACUCGAGGAAAAGUAGAUGCUUUGAAACAGAGGUGGGAGCCCAAGACUACGGACAAGCCCACCCUCGAACGAGAGAAAAGCUCUCGAGCUGUUAUGACAACGACAAAGAAAGAAGAAAGUCAGACUGAAAAAGUGAUUGACAGCAAUGGGCGACUCACACCUAUCCAAGCUAUUGAGAAUAAUCCUCUUGAUUCCACAAUUGAUGUGCAAUUGAUGCCUAGGGAUAAGUCUAAUGUGAAUGCAGUACUGCACCACGGUACAAAAGCAGAAGGUACUGGCGCUGGAAGCAUGGAUCCCAGCGUGCCUAAAAGUCCUGAAUGGACAGAAGUUCCUAUCAAGACCAUUCCGCCCAUGAAGGCAAGCGCCUCGGUUGCAGCAGAUGGGAAGAAGAAUUCCGAGGAGCGAAGGGAGGAAACUUUUUCUGUAAUUCCUUCUUACUCUUAUUCCGAACGGUUUCAGACUGGUCCUAAGUUGGAGCCAUUAUCCCAAGCAUCCGGUAAACAAGGCAGCGACUCACAGCCUGCGGAUGUUUCUGUUGAUGAAGUCAAAAAGCAUGCCACAGUAGAUUUGUCAAGACUUGAAGAGACAAGUUCAACAGUUGUGGAGAGAAAAUUAACAUGUGUGGCCCCCAGAUCAGCCCAGGAGGGUCUUCCCAAACUUGCACCUGUUAGGUUGCGUUCAAUUGAUGCCAAAACGCUUGAAAUAGUACAGGAUGAAUGUGUUAGUGAUGUCAAGAAGGUUGAAUCUCCACCACCUGUGAAUGUUGCUGGAACUGCGAACGCUACUGCCUUUGGACUAGGGUCCUAUCUUGACAUUCCUGUCGGGCAGGACAUCUCAUCAGGGUCUCGCCGCAUGCCUGCGUCUGCACGGCCUUCAGUGAGCCAUGGCAUUGUAGAGGAUCAGUCUGAGAUCCUGUCUGGGUUUGGAACAACAGGAGAUGGGCAGAGUGAUUCUGCAGUGGAGUACGCUGACGAGUAUUGGGACUCUGAUACUUACGAGGAUGAUGACGAUCCCGGGUACCAUAGACAACCAAUCGAAGAUGAGGAGUGGUUCUUGGCACAUGAAAUCGAUUAUCCUAGUGAUGAUGAACGUGCCCGUCCCAACGUUGAAGCUCAACGAAGCUCUCGCCGUGAGAAGGAUUAUGAAAAGUAUGAGAAGUAUGAGAGGGAUGAGCCUGAAGAUUGUUCCGUUCUGGAAGAAGAGUCCUAUUUUUCUGGAGAGGAGUCUCUUGCCCAUCGCAUCAAGGAAGGGAGAGAAGAGAGAAAAUCUCCAAUAGAAGUUCACGAGAUUCAGACCAGUGAGUUAUUUGGGCGCAUGGAUGGUGGAGAUAAUUUUGGUAUUAAUGGCCAGGUUGCCAACGCCACACGCAUCCUUGAUCCAGGACAGUUCAACAGACAGUUAUUGGGUGCGGACGGUGUUCCUUUGAUGGGUAGUGACUCAAGGUGGCAGAGUUUGGAUCCUUCGAAGGGAACUCAGUCAGAAGAGGGAGGCAGUAAGCAACAUGAUUACGGAAGAGCCGUUCAAGAUAUUAGUAUCUUCAAAGUUGAGGAAGACAGAGUGGGUUUAGUGCGGUUUGGUGGAAUGGGCGGGAGUGGCGAAGUUGCAGAAUCUGGUAGCGUAAGGCGUGAGAGUGUGCGUGCGGAAAGCAGUGAGGGAGAUUUGGACAUGAGUGGAAUCGUUGCUCGUAGCAUGAGGCACCUCAGCUCAUUAUCUCAAGUGGGGAAUAGUGACAUUGGAAAGGCACAGGAAACUGAGAGUAGUCGGAAACAUGACGACGAAGAGGAAGACCUUAUUCUGAAAUACUACAACAGCCCGUGGGUAAACCACAAGAAUCGUGAAGGUGAGCGGGAAGCUUCAAGUUUAGAUACUAUACAGUUCCUGAACCGAGAGAAUGAGAAAUCCUGUGGGACGCAGGUCAGCAGUAUCCGUGAUGGAGAGAGUCAUCGGCACAAAGAUUCUGAACUAGCUGGUGCUACAGGGUUUGGUGGGUUUUCGUUUCCUUCCCCAUCUGCGAGUGGAGGAGACAUUGGAACUGUAUCGAGGGUAGGCUCAGGGAAGUCCAUGUGGUCGGUGAGAGAUAUCACUGGGCAAGCUCUGGGCGAGGAGACUGAGGACUAUGGGAAUGGUGCAUCGGAGCCCGAUGAUCCUUUAGCUUCUUGGAGGCGCAAGAGCAAUGACUCUUCACCCAUUCUAAGUCCCCGUGAGGCUGGUCAUCAAGAUUUGUUCAUGCGGUCCACUGGAUCAGCUAAAUCGACGGAUGGAUAUGGCAGUGCAGUUGCCAAGGAUGGCGAUGCUGAAGAAGGUGACGAAAUUGAGCAAGAACCAGAGGAGGAAAGCAUGUUGGAGGUGGAUCAGCAAAUUAGAGAAGCUGAAGCUGCUGCAGCUGAAGACGAAGAAGCCGCAGCAAUACAAGAACAAAUUAGAAGAAUGCGAACUGACGAAGAGUUCGAGACAUUCGAUUUGAAGAUCAUUCACCGAAAGAACAGGACUGGAUUUGAGGAGGACAAAGACUUUCCAGUUGUAAUUAAUGCAGUUGUUGCUGGUCGCUAUCAUGUGACGGAGUAUCUGGGUUCUGCUGCCUUCAGCAAAGCCAUUCAAGCUCACGAUUUGCAUACGGGAAUGGACGUAUGUAUGAAGAUAAUUAAGAACAAUAAAGACUUCUUUGAUCAGAGUCUUGAUGAAAUCAAGCUUCUCAAGUAUAUCAACAAGCACGACCCUGGUGACAAGCACCAUCUCUUGCGGCUGUACGACUACUUUUACCACCGGGAGCACCUGUUCAUCGUUUGUGAGUUACUUCGAGCUAACCUAUACGAGUUUCAUAAAUACAACAGAGAAUCAGGUGGCGAGGUGUACUUUACGAUGCCCCGUCUUCAGUCAAUCGCACGACAAUGCCUGGAGGCUCUGGAGUUUAUUCAUGGUUUGGGCCUGAUUCACUGUGAUUUGAAACCGGAGAAUAUCCUGGUGAAAAGUUACAGUCGUUGUGAAAUCAAAGUGAUCGAUUUGGGAAGCAGUUGUUUUCAGACAGAUCAUCUUUGCUCUUAUGUGCAAUCUCGCUCAUAUCGAGCUCCUGAAGUUAUUCUUGGCCUUCCUUAUGAUCAGAAGAUCGACAUGUGGUCAUUGGGCUGCAUUCUUGCAGAACUCUGUUCAGGAAAUGUGCUUUUCCAAAACGAUUCCCUGGCAACGUUAUUGGCCCGGGUGGUAGGAAUUCUAGGUCCUAUCGACCCAGAGCUUUUAAGUAAAGGACGGGACUCUCACAAGUUCUUCACCAAAAACCAUACGCUCUAUGAACGGAAUCAGGAUUCUGACCAACUGGAGUAUCUGCUGCCAAAGAAAACAUCUCUGGCCCAUCGGCUACCCAUGGGCGACCAGGGCUUUGUGGCAUUUGUUGGCUACCUUCUCAACAUUAACCCUCUUCUGCGUCCUACUGCUAGCGAGGCCCUGAAACACCCUUGGCUGUCAUUCCCAUAUGAACCUAUUUCUUCAUGAUGGGAGCCACCAUAAUUCUCCAGCUUUUCAUUUUGAGAAGUUCUCCAAUCAACGUGGUUCCUUACUUCCUCCUGUAGAAUAUGCUCUGAAGGUCAAGUCCUGAAUUUCGCUGGUGAUCAUCUGCUCUUCCCAAGGACCAUGGAAUUGUUGAAUCUUUCAGUUCGUCUGAUGAUUGUUAAUCAGUGCAAGGUCCAGGCUUGGUCUGCAGUAGCCUCACUGAGGUUCAAAGAAUCUCCUAUUUCUAUUCUUCCACAACCUAAUUAUGCUUUCUACAUCUGGGUGCUCAAACUUGGGUAAGACCGGCUUGUGGACAACUGGAUAGGGUAGGGAGAAGCACAAAUAUCAGGCAUACGGUCACAACGUUCAGUAGUGGGGCAUAUCCGGACAACUGAAAACUUAGACUUAAGGAAUUAGGAUCAAACUGUCAAUGUACAGUUUAGCAGAAACCUUCCGUCCCAAGGUUCUAUUGAUUUAUCACAGCGUAGGCGGUUUCACAGGCGGGUUUGCCUUAUGCAGGAAUAGUGGCCUGUUCACAAGUAUCAAUCAUGUACUUUACCAUUUUUCUGUGUCUUUGUCGAAGUGUGUUUGACCAGGA
Messenger RNA from Physcomitrium patens, 5820 nucleotides. RefSeq lists its product as uncharacterized. Gene Ontology annotation, biological process: peptidyl-serine phosphorylation; peptidyl-threonine phosphorylation. The record is from RefSeq and is a predicted model, not a curated record. Gene Ontology annotation, molecular function: ATP binding; protein serine/threonine kinase activity. NCBI's taxonomy places the organism in Eukaryota, Viridiplantae, Streptophyta, Bryopsida, Funariales, Funariaceae.